UUCCCCGUCAUAUCCGCCCAUCGUGUAGCCUUGCCGAAUGCCGAGUUACACUGUCACCGCGGCUUGUUCCCUCAUUGUGCACUGAAUGGCAGUUCUGCAGGUCUGGCCCAGGGCCCUCGGCAAGGGUAUUUCCAAAGCCUUGGCCGUGGACAUGGAUUCGUAUCCAUUGCCCCAAAUGUAAUCUUUAUGAUGAUGAGAAUGAGAACUGGACUGAAGUAUUUGAUUGGCAGCUGGUCGUGCUCGUCUGCGCGGAGACGGCAAGUUGAUGCCUUAGACCUGAGGCCCCAAAACAGACCAAAGCGAACAAACAGCGGGGGUGUCAAAGAAAUGCCUGCAACUUCUGCAAAGAUUAUACUCACUCAUUGCCUUGCAUUUGACGGUACAUUCUGAAACUUGUGGGCCUAGGAAAUGCUAUUCAUUGUGCGGCGUGUCUAGGAACCCAUGGCCUCGUCCACAACUUCCGAGAUCCAGAUGAGUGUCUGCCCAAAUCGAAAUUCUCCGGAGAUCAAGCCCGAAGAAUGCGAUCCACAGACUGCGCAGCCUACUGAGCCUUCAAAUGCUCGCGGCAAAUGGAGGAUCGGUGCGAUAUUGAUUGCAUUGGCGUUAAGCUUAUUUAUUUCUGCUCUGGAUCAAACAAUUGUAGCUACAGCUGCUCCCACAAUAUCAGCAGACUUACAUUCUGGCGGUGGAUAUGUCUGGAUCGGUGGCGCCUAUCUCCUCGGAAAUGCCGCCAGCGGCAACAUUUGGGCCAAUCUCUCUGAUAUCUGGGGGAGGAGACCAAUUCUCCUGUCAGCAGUUGCACUCUUCUUUGUGUCGUCGAUCAUAUGUGCCACGGCAGUGGACAUGCCCAUGUUGAUUGUAGGUCGCAGUAUCCAAGGUGUCGCCGGCAGUGGGCUCAUCCAGCUCAUCCUCAUUACUAUAUCUGAUCUGUUCAGUGUCAGAGUACGUAGCCUGUUUAUGGGGCUCAUGGAAUGCAUUUGGACUGUUGCGGGAGCGCUUGGCCCCGUGCUCGGAGGCUCUUUUACUGAAUCUGUUUCGUGGCGCUGGAUCUUCUGGAUCAACCUUCCAGUAUGUGGAGCCGCUUUCGUGCUUCUUAUCCUAUUCCUUGAUGUCCAUAACCCGAAGACACCUUUCAUCGAUGGCAUCAAAGCAGUGGACUGGUUCGGUAGCUUCUCCAUUCUAGCUAUCUCCAUCAUGGUCCUCCUAGGACUCGACUUCGGCGGUGCUACGUUCCCUUGGGAUAGCCCCAAGGUUAUCUGUUUGAUUGUAUUCGGUGCUUUGAUGUCGAUUGCGUUCAUUUACAGCGAAAAGAGGCUGGCAAAGUACCCUCUUAUGCCGCUUCAUGUGUUCAAAAGUCGCUCGAACAUUGCAUGCUUCUUAGUAGACUUUACACACGGUUUUGUGAGUUCUCUAAUAUACCAAGGCAUCCGAGUGAAAAGAAGUACUCACUUAUGGAUGCAGGCCUUCCUCGGUUCAGAGUACUUCCUCCCCCUCUACUUUCAAUCCACCAAAGAAGCAUCCCCAUUUCACUCGGGUAUUCUAAUUCUCCCUUUCAUCUUGAGCGAAUGUCUCGCUAGUCUCUCAGUGGGGAUUUUCAUUCACCGUACCGGCCACUACCGAGGGGUGAUAUGGCUUGGAAUGACGGCUGUGGUUCUUGGAAUGGGUCUAUUCAUCGAUUACAACACCACCACCGUUCUAGGAAAAAUCAUCAGCUACCAAAUAAUAGCAGGAUUCGGCUGUGGCCUUCUCUUCUUCCCUCCACUGCUCGCACUUCAAAACAACAUCCCAACUAAAGAUACGGCAACCGCAACUGCAACAUUCGGCUUCGUUCGCAAUCUCGCCAUGGCCCUUUCCGUUGUCCUAGGCGGUGUUGUCUUCCAGAACAGCAUGCUCAUGAAACAGCCUCUCCUCGGUGAUGCAGGUCUUUCAUCAACCCUACAGGAGGAAUUUACCGGCGCGGAAGCCGCGGCGAAUGCCCUUUCUGUCAAGGAUGUGGUGGAUCCGCUUCAGCGCCAAGCUGUGAAGCAGGCAUUUGCUUGGAGCAUUCGCAAUAUAUGGAUUUUGUAUACAGCGCUUGCGGCUGUGGGACUUGUUGCAAGUGCGUUCAUCAGAAAACAGGAGCUUAGCAAGGAACAUGUAGAGACCAAAACCGGGUUGAAAGAGAAGGAUCCCUCUGUAUCCGUGGCUUUACAGGAGAGACCAGUUUCGAGCGUUUAAAGGCUAGAACUGCUUCAUUUUCUAGUUUGUAUAUAUGGCUUAGAAAAUACGUAGUCCAAUAUAUAGAGGGAAAUCGUAUGUAUUUUCCCAGCAGCCGAGAACCCUUCGGGAAAUAUUACUCAAUAGUAAUGCUCAGCAGAAAC
Molecule: messenger RNA, 2360 nt
Organism: Aspergillus versicolor CBS 583.65
Lineage: Eukaryota; Fungi; Ascomycota; Eurotiomycetes; Eurotiales; Aspergillaceae
Product: MDR family MFS transporter
Exons: 3
Coding region: 442-2217 (591 amino acids)
Biological process (GO): transmembrane transport
Molecular function (GO): transmembrane transporter activity
Source: RefSeq, a predicted model, not a curated record